This is a messenger RNA of Lineus longissimus, 5194 nucleotides long. Its product is annotated as ubiquitin domain-containing protein 1-like. The record is from RefSeq and is a predicted model, not a curated record. Bases 55 to 765 code for a protein of 236 amino acids. The transcript is spliced from 3 exons. Lineage: Eukaryota; Metazoa; Nemertea; Pilidiophora; Heteronemertea; Lineidae. Gene Ontology annotation, molecular function: protein binding.
UUUUCAACAACCAUAAAACCUUCUCUAAAUCCUUCCCAUUUUCUCGAAACAGGAAUGGGAGGGUGUAUAAGCUCUCCCCGUGAUGGCAAUGCCACGAUAGCCGACCCCACCGACUCAAGUGGAGCUGGCCAAUCAGUCUCCAUUGGCAAGAACCAACCUCUCAAGUGUGAAAAACCAAAAUGGAAGAGCGAUAUUCCACUAACCGAGGGCCAGCUACGGAGCAAACGCGAUGAAUUCUGGGAUACUGCACCGGCUUUUGAAGGACGUAAAGAGAUCUGGGAUGCUUUGAAGGCUGCUGCUUAUGCAUCAGAGACUAAUGACCAUGCCUUAGCCCAAGCGAUUAUUGAUGGUGCCAGUAUAUCCUUGCCAAAUGGAACGUUAAUGGACUGUUAUGAUGAACUAGGUAACAGAUACCAACUACCGGUGUACGUACUUAGUGCACCUACAAACCUGAUUCAAGAAUCUAGCGAUACAGAUACAGCCACCGAUACAGAAUCUGCAUCCUCAAACGGUACGGACAUUCCGAUAAAAUUCCGCUUGUCCACCGGCAAGGAUAUGAAACUCAUGGUACGAACAACAGACACUGUGUCACGCCUAAAACGGCGACUACAUGCCGAGGAAGGUAUCGAACCUAGUCACCAAAGAUGGUUUUUCUCGGGACGCUUGCUGAGUAACAAACUCCGCAUCGAGGAGGCAAAAAUUCCAAAAGGAUUUGUUGUUCAAGUGAUAGUGACCGAACCUAAUCCAACCCCGGUGGAUAGUUGAGAAAAAGUCUCAUACGUGUCUAGGUUCUUAAAAUUCUCAAACUAUUGUCGACUGCCGGAAUUUGUGUCUGUAUGAAAGUCGCAUCGCUUUACCACCGUCAACAUGUUGUGCCGUGUUUUUGGCACUUGUGAUCUUUUCUUUGGCUGAUGAUCAUAUAUCGUGCGUAUGGGCAUCAUCUAUCGCCAUUAGUAAUAGACGCUCAUUUUGCACUUGCAAUGUCCUGCUCAUCUUGUAUUGAACUGGUGGGUACUCCUCACAGAGCCGGUUGUCCGUUUCAGCACCUUAACCUUUCAGUAUACCGGGUCUUGAAAAAACUCCUUUGAACUGAAAUCCACCUGAUAAAAACAACAACAUUCUACCAUGACUAUGAUCAUUUCUAAAUUCCUGAAAUGGCCACACCUGACAAAAAAUUAGUUAUCGAGUACUCUACUAAAAGAAGAAGUUUGGUUGAGACUGAGAGACAAGUGUUGUAUUGGCCCAAUUUGCUUAUUAAUGUGAUGGGAACAAUGUACUACUUCGAAUCUUGCUUGCAGUUCUGCUUAAAUCAGGUGUGUCAUUUGGUUGUGUACAUCUCAUGAUAAUCUCACAUGUACUUUGAAUCAUGCUUGCAGUUCUGCUUAAUUCACGUGUAUCAUUUGGUUGGGUUACACUCAUACAUCUGGUGAUAGUGUUAUUCUGUAACCCGUAAUGUAUCAUUGUAGAAAACUUUAACAAGGGGAUGGAAGGUCUAUAUGUAAUUCUAGCCUAUUGUGUUUGAUCUAACCUGCGUCAACUGUUGCAGAGGAGAUAUAUUUUGUGCAAAUAUUGCCGCCUUGACAUUAUGUUAUGGAAAAAUUUACUCGUUACUUUUCCAAGGGAUCUGAUAGCAUACAGUAUCACGUUCUCAGUAUGGGCUCUUGACCGGGUUGUUCAAAACAAGUCCUGUCACCAAUGCUGGUCUUAACUUUACUUGGCGUUAUCUCCUUUAAUUAAGUCCAUUUGAGUUAAUGCCAGCGUUAAUGACAAAACUUGAUUGAAAUAACCAGGCUCUGGUGGCAAAUAUAACUGCCAAAUACUCCUUCGAGGACUUUAUGAUAGACAGCACCAAUUGGCAUAUACACACGUCCACUCCCUGGAUUAAGUGUACAUAUGGAUAAGACUAUGGCGAUGAAUGAUUGUGUCUUGCCUGGACUUUUACUGUAGACAUUGCUUGGUGCAAUGUAAAUUUUGUGUAGUCAUCUGCUGUGGCUGCAGGAACUGUGUAUUUAAUGAGGGUGUAUCAAAUCUCGGCUUUAAUGUCAGUAGUUCUUUGUACAGAUAUUAUGAAGGUUAUGAUACAUUUCUAUUGAAAAGAAAUAGGUUGAUAAUGUUUGUCUUACAAUGCAGCUUCAGCUUGUUAAGACCUUAUUCAUUAUAUGGCUCUAAAUUUUGGGUUAAUUUGCAUGGCUGUUUAUUUCCUCAUGUUCUUUUCUAUAGUUCUUUUGUACAGGACAUGGGAUUUAAUAGUCAUUGCCUGAAUUUUUGCAUUCUUAGUGAAGAGUGCCUUCUUAAAGAGACUUUUAGAUUGACCAUGAAAAAAUCUUUGCUCGCUGCUGUAGCAGGUUACAUAGGUUCCAAAUGAUGGUGUGUUACUUCUGACUCUGAGAAGGCAAGGUCACAGUGUACAUGAUACAAUGCACAUGUAAUGAGUAAAGGUACUCAGUCAGUAUUUCUCACUUCUACCCAGUAGUAACACACCUCCAGCGUCCUAGCCUGUACCAGAAAUGGGGUACAAAAUAUCUUUGAUUCGAUGCAGCAACAUAAAAGAUACGUUUCAGGUCUGUCUCAUGAUGCGGGUUGUAAUUCUAGUAUUAUUUUACAUGCCUGUUUUGUUGGAGAUAUUGUUAGUGUGCUGGAUGAUUUCGAUCCAGAUCUAGUCGGUUUGAAAGUGUCUAUGUUUGUAUAAAAUUGUGCUGUUGUCAUUAAUUUGUGCUUGCUUUUGUUGCAUUUCUGAUUACAAAAUAUGAUAAUGUGGUUGCCGAAGGUAAGCCCCUUUCAAAGUGAUCGCCAAAACUGGUACAUCAUAAAGUUCCUCUUGCUUUUGUUGCAUUACGCUACAGUCAUGUGGUCACUUGUGCUGGGGCUGCUGGAAUCAAUGGUGAGAUAUAUAACACAGAUGAAUGGCUCAUUGAAAGGUUGUUAGCAAGUUUUAAAAAAUUCUUUAUGCUUUUUUGCUGUAUGUGCAUGUGGGUGCAUAUAAAAUAUGCCAUGAUGAAAAGUGACUGUGUAAAAUUCCGAUGUGUGUUGUUUGGUUGUGCAACUGUGUUGUUUUGCUAGUGUUUUAUAGUAGAAUGUGGCAAAGCCAAAGUUAGACUUUGUUACGUUUCAGUCUUACACUACAGUCUCUCUGUAUGUCAAGGCUUUUGGGAUUCAAUUUGAAUAAAUGCUGUUGAAAGUAGGGCUGAUAUUUCACAAGUAUUUCUGUCACACUGUGGCUUUUCAUAGGGCUAUGGUUAUUGGCCGCAAUAGACUUACCUGAAUCCUUUGUGGCUGGUGAAAUUGUGAGGCCAAAGGAAGUAAAAGAAUCGGGCAAAUCUAUUGUGGCUCCCAAGCGGUGCCUACCAAAACAUGAAAAAUAAAACUGUCAUGAACAUAACUUAGCUCUCCAUUGUAUUAUUUGAAUGUCCUAUCUCUGUGUCGUCUGUAAGAAUAAUAUGUGUAAGUUGUGUUGCUCUUCGUCCAUCCCAUGUAAUGGGUUUCUAUCCAUAUCAGUCAUAGACAUUCUCUUCAAAGACUACACACAAAUUUCAACACAAUGUACUGAUUGGUUUGGGACUGGGUCACACCUUUUAACAUAAAAUGUUUCAUCUUUGUCUAAAAAUUUAAAAUCAAACUGUGGAUCAGCUGAUUAAUGCUAUAAAAUACUCAGCUAAUGUGUUUUUCAUAUAAUUUGGUAAUUUAUUUUGUCUCACUGUCUGUCUGUGUCUCUUUGUCAUUGCUUACAAUACAAAUGAAAAUGUCACAUUCGGAGGCAAGUAGUGUGUAGAUAACCUGGUGUCUUGUCUGCUUUGUUUUCAGUUCAGGCUAAGUGGCCUUUAUUGCCUCUAAAAACUUUAGUGAGAUGAUUUGGAUCAAAUUUUAACCUGGGACUGGAAAUUUGUAUUUGAUAACUGCUCUUGUUGUAUAGUGAUUCCCUGCUAAUCAUGCAAGUACGUGUCUAUUUAAAAAGAUGUCUACUUAAUUUCACUUGCUGCUUUUACAAGCAUUUUUUCAAGUGGUUUACUCUCUGCUUGCCAUACAGGCUUAUGACUUAUGUUAUUCAGUGAAUUGUCUAAUCAAAUUUGAGGGUCUUGUUGGCUUACCAUAGGUCCUGUCAAGAUUUGUGUCUCUGCAUUCUUACUACCCUGCCUUAUAUCAAUCUGUUGUUUGACUUGAUGACUUACUUGGGGGUUACAAAAAGGGUUCCCUUAGAAGGACGUCUUAUAAGUCUGUCUGUCUGCCAAGGGUGUUCAGUAGGAUUCCAAGAUACCUCCAUUAGUAACGCAUGGCAAAUGGACGAGAUCUUUAUGAUGCUUACUGCAAUGUUCAUGUAAGAUAAUUUCCUGCCAAACAUUUAUCAAAACAGGUAUUCAUGUACAUGUAAUGCUUUGCUAACAGUUUUCUCGCGAUAAAUGUAGAAUUAUGUACGUCCUUCUUCAGUGAAAGGCAUAAUGUCAAAGAAAUUGUUUUAAUAAGUCAGAAGUACCUUUGCUUAACCUGAGAGGCUUGUUGGGUGCAUGUAGUCUUACAUCUUGUUGUGCAAUACACACUGUUGGAUUGAGACACAUUAUUUUAAGAUGGAAGGCCCUGUAUCUUAUUCCUUGGGUGAUUUAGUCAGGUCCCAGUUUUAGAAAGUAUGUUAGCUCGUACAUGUAACAUCAUCCUGACAUGUUGUUUCAUGUACAUCAGUGUACAUGAAACAACAUAACCCAACAAUCAGGCCCAGGAGCUGAGACCAUAAACUGCGCUGCAUCCCAAUUCCCAGGCUUUGUACUACCUUUGCCACAGACAGUACGCUAUUCAAAAGUCCUCAGGAGUCAAGAUGGGCAUGCCAGAAGGUUUAAUUGAAUAUUCCAGCAUGUAAUCGUAGUUCUAGGAAACUGUUUUGACAUUUUGCAUUUCCAUCAAUUUCUUACUGAAGAUCUGUCAACGCUAAUUAUCAUAUAUGCAAUUUUCUCCACACUUCACUCAGUCGGCUGAGCUGAUUGGGUAUUGUAAUCUAAGUCUUAUGAUUUAUGAACUUGAACGAUUGUGUAAAUAUUCGAAAAAGCUUGAGUCAUUCUUGAUUAUACGUCUCUGCAAUGAUUGAGUGAUUGUCUAUACUUGUACAUAAUAACUAUUUAUUGCUGAGCUUAUACAGGCAAUAAGAAACAUUCAUUUGUAAAGAUUAAAUCAUUUGGGUCAAAUAAAAUUGACUUUGUCUGUAAUGAAA